Molecule: messenger RNA, 741 nt
Organism: Penicillium canariense
Lineage: Eukaryota; Fungi; Ascomycota; Eurotiomycetes; Eurotiales; Aspergillaceae
Exons: 1
Coding region: 1-741 (246 amino acids)
Source: RefSeq, a predicted model, not a curated record
AUGACCCGCCUCGGACCCGGAGACCUCACUCAUAGCCCAGGAGUUCGCAAAAUCGGAUUUGAGGAAGAUCCGCCCCAAUUUACCGUCGCACAUCUUCUUGUCCACGGCUGGCCUGUCCAGCGAUCAACCUCAGAAUGCAACGACCCACCCAACGGCGACUUCAAUACUUGGACCAAAGAAGUCAACUUACUCACCCGUAAGGAGCGAGAACAACUUCCACAGGACUCCGACACAAAGUCUUGCCAUACACCAUGGCGUGACCAAAUUUACUAUAUGUGGAACCAUGUCUUUUAUGAUGUUGGCAGCUGGAUGUCUAGGGCCUACGGCACUGGAACAUUUAAGCCACCCAACACAGAGGUCUUCGCAAUUGAAUUCCCAACAUCUCAUGAGAAUGACGAUGGCGGGAAUGUUCUCGCAGCGACGAAAGUCUGGGACGCAGAUACUCUGAUUGUUCCGGCUUGGCUGGCCCCGGGGGUUUCGUUGCGUGUUGAAACACUUAAUCCUGGCAAAGAGGACGAUGAACCUUUUCAUCCUGGGGAUUUUGGGCAAAGGGACCGUUACGAUGUUUGGUAUGUGAAGGAGGGGGUGCAACUGCGAUUUUAUGUGGAAGGAGACUGGGACCGGAGCGCGGAUAGACUUGCUGCAGUGAUGGUCUAUGGUAAUAUGUUGGGUGAGCGGCUCGAGAUUGAGGACGAAGAGAGCGAAGAUAGCGCAGAUGGUGAAGAUGGUGAUGAUAAGUAG